AGGCGAUAGAGUUUCGAUGAUCAUCUUAUCGCCCCGCCCGGCAUAUAGAUGUGGUAGUUAUACCGCUUUAUACAACCAGUCUCUCCCAGGGUUGGCCUGCACUUAUAAGUGUCCAUGGGGCCGGCACCGGGCGGACCUACGGUCUCUGCCUCGUUCAUGUCCUUACUUUCGUAUAUCCCCCCUGAUCAAACCAAUCCAUAGCCGAGAUGAAGUCUUCUUGCGUCGCCACGCUUGCGCUAGUCGCCCGUGUCCAGGCAGGCCUUCGCUUCGGGUGCUCGUCCUUGACCACCCAGCGACUUGACCCCGUCGUCGAGCCUGGGAGGACCCCCUCCUCUCACGUCCAUCACAUCGUCGGUGGAAAUGCCUUCAAUGCUACGAUGGAGGGCGACGUUGGCGAGAGGGCCACUUGCACCACCUGCGAGAUGUCUGAAGACUUUUCCAACUACUGGACCGCCGUCUUGUACUUCAAACAUCCGACCAACGGCUCUUACCACCGGGUGCCUGUCGUCAACAACGCCGCUCUCGCCCCAGGCACCACUGGCGGGAUUACCGUUUAUUACACUCAGUUUGACUUCUGGGAUGACAACACAGAGAAGCAACCCAUCAAAGCCUUUCCACCAGGCUUUCGUAUGACCGUUGGCAGCCCGACGACAACCGACCCUGAUGUGGCAAAGUCGAACGUCGGACUGCGCUACAACUGCCUGCAGACCCUCUUGGACAGAGGUCGGGAACUGGUCGACUUCCCAGACAAGCCAUGCCCAGCCGGCAUCUUCGCCGUUCAACACUUCCCCGCAUGCUGGGACGGCAAGAACAUCGACAGCCCCGACCACCAGUCGCACAUGUUCAACACGAUGGACCGGGGCGGCUUCAUGAACGCGCCACCGUGCCCGGAGUCGCACCCAGUGCGCGUGCCGCAGGUGACGUACGAGACGGUGUGGGACACGACCAAGUUCAACGACAUGUGGCCCGAGGGCGCGCCCAACCCCUUCGUGUGGAGCUUCGAGGGCACCAGCGGCUACGGCACCCACGCCGACUACAUGUUCGGCUGGAAGGGCGACUCGCUGCAGCGCGCUAUGGAUACCGAGGAUUGCUUUUAUGAUGGUUGCGGGUCUAUCACCAAGCAGGCGAUGUCUGUUGCCAAUGAGUGUACCGUGGAGGACUUUGUCGGGGAGGAGACGGAUGGAUGGCUCGAAUACCUUCCGGGACAAGGACCGGCGAACUAGAUGGACUGGACUUGGCAUACCAAUUCGUCGUAGGGGGGUUUGGGCCGCUUCAGAAGAUUUUAGAGUAGGUUGUUAGCCCUUACUAGGUACCUACCGAGUGCUGUCAACGGAAAUAUGCUACAAUGUCCCUU
Molecule: messenger RNA, 1354 nt
Organism: Chaetomium fimeti
Lineage: Eukaryota; Fungi; Ascomycota; Sordariomycetes; Sordariales; Chaetomiaceae
Exons: 4
Coding region: 207-1223 (338 amino acids)
Source: RefSeq, a predicted model, not a curated record